CGAUUUUUCACUCAAAAAUGGCGGACGAUAUUGGGCUACCAGGCGGCGCCGAGGGACUAGAUUUGGGGAGAGUCAAGCGGAUCAUGCAAGUAGAGGCGCGCUGCAUGACGGUGAACCCGGAAAGCACGUUUCUUGUCUGCAGGGCAGCGGAACUCUUCCUAGACGCGCUCAUAGCGCGAAGCAACGCAGUCAUGGAGGGGAAAACGGAACUUGAGUAUCAUCAUGUCGCGCAAGCUGUCCAAGGGUGGCAGUCGGCGCAAUUUCUCACAGACAUCGUCCCCACCAAGAUUCAGGCUGGACAGCUACGCUCCGACCCGCGGUUCCAGGGGAAAGGCGCUGUCACGCUGCCAUUGCAGUUCUUUACUCCGCAGCAGCAGCAGCAGCACAAGUUGGAGCAGCAAGCAGCGACGGUUCCGUCGCCACUGCCCCCGCCGCCGUCGCAGAAGCAACCGAAACCGGUUGCGCAGCCGCCGUUGGCGGCGCAGCAGCCGCAACAGGUCCAGCAGCAACCGCAACAGCAGCCGCAACACUUCCAGCAACUCCAGCAGCAGCAACAAAUUCUGUUGCAGGCGCAGCUGCAGCAGCAGCAGAUGGAGGCCCAGCAGCAGCUGCUGCGGCAGCAUCCUUACUUGUGGGUCGAGCUCCUCGAUGUAUGCAUUUACGGUACACCUACGGACUAUGGGAGUUAG
Volvox carteri f. nagariensis is the source of this 689-nucleotide messenger RNA. RefSeq lists its product as uncharacterized. Lineage: Eukaryota; Viridiplantae; Chlorophyta; Chlorophyceae; Chlamydomonadales; Volvocaceae. The record is from RefSeq and is a predicted model, not a curated record. The coding region runs from base 18 to 689 and encodes 223 amino acids. The transcript is spliced from 6 exons. Gene Ontology annotation, biological process: regulation of DNA-templated transcription. Gene Ontology annotation, cellular component: nucleus. Gene Ontology annotation, molecular function: protein heterodimerization activity.